Molecule: messenger RNA, 1134 nt
Organism: Dentiscutata erythropus
Lineage: Eukaryota; Fungi; Glomeromycota; Glomeromycetes; Diversisporales; Gigasporaceae
Source: the annotation of a GenBank genome assembly
AUGCAUUUAGAGAGUGAAGAGCUGGAAGAAAAAAGAGUGCUUUAUCAACAACAUUAUGAAGAGUUUUUGGCUAAUCAUCAGGUUCAGAAGAUACAGCUUUACCAAGCUAAUUUUGAAGCACAAAUGGAAAAUUAUCGAAAUCGAGUGAUAGAUUCUUCUUUGUUUAAUGCACAUCCUAUACAGUCGAUAACAUAUCAAUCCGAUGAUGAUGUGAUAGCUAAGUUAGAUCAAGUUGUGCUUGAAACAGCAGAUGAUCGAAAUGCUCUGGAAGAUUUUCUUAUUAUAACUGGUUUAAUUUAUCGUGAUAAUGUAUUAUCCAAAGAAAGAAAAAAGUUUGUUGAACAAAAAGUUGCACAUAUAGCUUUAGAGCCUAUGAGCGUAGACGAGCUACCACGUAAAGUGAAGGUAUAUUUAGCACCGCCGUUGGGUGAUGGAAUAUAUAAAACGAGAAUUCAUUUUCGAGAAUAUGUCAAGCCAGUCCUUGUUGCUGCAGCAAUGGAAUAUGAGCUUGUUGAAGGCACACAACCGGGACAACUUCGUUCCAAAGUACGAGAUGAAAUAAUAGAGAAACGUAAAGCUGCAAAAGCAUCAACUAAUAUCGAAUCUAAUAAUACACGUCAAGAACCAAAUUUGUUAAAUAAAACGGUUGGAGAUGGUGCUAUUGUAAUUGGCCGUGUUAGUUUUGUUGAAUAUUUACAAGGACUAAAUGAAGGAUGUGCUUCUUCGCUUACGGAGUCUCAAGAAAUACCAAACGAAAAAGACAUGAAAACAAAUGAUAAUAACAACGAUUCAAUGUCACUGGCAGAAAAUAUUAUGUCUGAUUCAUUGAGAAAUUCACAGGUAGUUAAACAAGAUGAAUUUUCUGUGCCUGAGCUCGAACCAAUUGGGUAUAUUCGCUUCUAUAACAGAAUUGGGUGGAGAUACUUACCACUGAGAAUGUAUCAUGCCCUUAAUUCCUUUUUAAAUUUCGACACUGUCGGUGAGGAUGCGGUUAAAGUAGUAUUUAAAAACACAAGGGAAUUCACAGAUGAUGAUCUAAAUCUUGGUAUAGAUGAAAAAAAGUUCUUAAAAGGAACACUUGAAAAUCCAGAAUUAGAUCAUAGAAUUUUAAGUAAAUUAAGAAUCUACAUCUAA